GAACAGUAGAAACAGUUACAGAGAAGAGCUGAAAGUAUAUCAGAUUUUGAAUUCAUAUAUUCAUCUACAAUCAAUAUUUUGGAUAAUUUAUUUCAACCACAGUCUCGUACUUCCAAAAUCAUACUUUUUUUUUUUCAAAAUGGCCACUUUAACAUCUGUUGUAAAAGUUACUGAUUUUAUAUUAAAGACUCCAGUUUUAGCCAAAGCUUUUGUUCCACUAGGCAAACUAUUCUGUGAAUACGCAGGAUACCGUCAAAUGGGUCUUAGAUUCGAUGAUUUAAUUGCUGAAGAAUCAGAUGUUAUGCAAACUGCAAUUAGAAGAUUACCACCAUCAGAGAGUUAUGCUAGAAAUUUCAGAAUGUUAACUGCUCAUCAAUGUUCUUUCACACAUCAUCUAUUGCCAGCUAGCAAGCAAUUAAAGGCAGAGGAUGAUAUUCCUUACUUAACUCCAUAUAUUUUGGAAGCUGAAGCUGAAGCUGCGGAAAGAGAAUUGUUGGACAACAUUGUCGUCACUCCAAAAGCUGCCAAAUAAACCAGAUAGAACCUCAAUUCAUAUUCUAUAUAUACAAUACUUGUCCCUACUUUUCACUACUUUUCACUACUUUUCACUACUUUAUGGAUAUAACUAAUAUUACGCUUUUCUCAAGCAGUGCUCAGACAAUAACAGUAGUCAAAUUGAAGUACAUUAAACAGCAAUAAAGUAAACAGUAAUAAAGUAAAUUAGUAAAGUAAAAUAGUAAGACAAAUCAAGGCAAAUUAGGAAAGGACA
Molecule: messenger RNA, 769 nt
Organism: Ascoidea rubescens DSM 1968
Lineage: Eukaryota; Fungi; Ascomycota; Saccharomycetes; Ascoideales; Ascoideaceae
Gene: QCR7
Product: ubiquinol--cytochrome-c reductase subunit 7
Exons: 1
Coding region: 140-532 (130 amino acids)
Biological process (GO): mitochondrial electron transport, ubiquinol to cytochrome c
Source: RefSeq, a predicted model, not a curated record